AUGUCCCUUGCAAUUCAUCCCGACAAAGUUCUUGAAUUCAGAAGACCUUUAACUAAGUGUACCAAGCGCUCCCUCUCCAUAACUAAUCACAAUGAUCAACCGGUAGCGUUCAAAAUCAAGACAACAGUCCCAAAGCUAUAUCGGAUACGACCAAACGUCGGGAAGAUAGAACCAGGCGAAACUGUAGAAGUGCAGGUGAUGAUGUUGGCGAGAGAAUUCGAUCCUCCGUUCAACGACGAAUGUCAAGAUAAAUUUCUAAUUCAGAGUGUCAUCGUCACAACCGACAAAGACCCCUCGCCCAGUGACUCCGUGGUGCGCAUCUCCGCAGUCGUUUCAACCACUCCUUACCUUCGCGACAGUGGAAUGACAGAAGUGGCAACGUCCAUCAGCACAAAUUUCGAAUCGCGUAUCUUCCUCCAGAAGAGACUGUAG
This is a messenger RNA of Fibroporia radiculosa, 432 nucleotides long. RefSeq lists its product as uncharacterized. Gene Ontology annotation, cellular component: endoplasmic reticulum membrane; plasma membrane. The record is from RefSeq and is a predicted model, not a curated record. Gene Ontology annotation, molecular function: FFAT motif binding. NCBI's taxonomy places the organism in Eukaryota, Fungi, Basidiomycota, Agaricomycetes, Polyporales, Fibroporiaceae. The transcript is spliced from 4 exons. Bases 1 to 432 code for a protein of 143 amino acids. Gene Ontology annotation, biological process: endoplasmic reticulum membrane organization.